This is a messenger RNA of Lindgomyces ingoldianus, 3302 nucleotides long. Its product is annotated as heat shock protein-like protein. Gene Ontology annotation, biological process: cellular response to heat. Lineage: Eukaryota; Fungi; Ascomycota; Dothideomycetes; Pleosporales; Lindgomycetaceae. Gene Ontology annotation, cellular component: cytoplasm; cytosol. Gene Ontology annotation, molecular function: ATP binding; ATP hydrolysis activity. The coding region runs from base 242 to 3004 and encodes 920 amino acids. The transcript has a single exon. The record is from RefSeq and is a predicted model, not a curated record.
CGACUGGGCGCGAGACAACGAGAAAGUUGCUGGUGCCACUGGCUGCUUCGCGCAUCUUCAAGAAUCCAGUCACGACCCCCGUAUAUAAGAGACUCGACCCUCGCCACGGCCUCGCCUCUCUUCCUUCUCCAUAGACUCCCACUUCAACACUGUCUUUCAACAUUGUUUAGCCAAAGCAUACUCAACCCACCCUCUCUUGCACUAGGAAUCGAGUCCCUGCUAACGUAACAACUACAACACCAUGACUUCGUUUGAUCAAUACACGGAUCGGGCAGCCAAGGCCGUCGCUGACAGCUUCGAGCUGGCCAAAAGCUAUGCCCAUGCACAACUCACUCCCAUCCACCUCGCUGUUUCUCUCAUCGACCCGGCACCGGACAAGCACAACCAGGGCACCAACGCCUCGCCGCCCAUGUUCCGCCAGGUCAUCGAGCGAGCAAACGGUGACCCACAGCAGUUUGAACGCUCGCUGAAGAAGGCCGUGGUGCGUCUUCCGAGCCAAGAUCCGCCGCCGGAGCGCACCUCCCCUUCACCUGCCAUGUCCAAAGUGCUGCGCGCCGCCGAGGAGCUCAGCAGAACGCAGAAGGACAGCUACAUCGCCAUCGACCACCUCAUCCAGUGCCUCGUGCAAGAUGCAUCCGUCCAGCGCUGUCUCGCAGACGCCAACGUCCCGAACACGAAGCAGAUCGAUCAGGCGAUCCAAGCAAUCCGGGGCACAAAGCGAGUGGACUCUAAGACGGCAGACACCGAGGACGAGAAUGAGUAUCUAAAGAAGUUCACGAUCGACAUGACAACAAUGGCCCGAGACGGCAAGAUUGACCCCGUCAUCGGUCGGGAGGAGGAAAUCCGACGAGUGAUCCGCAUUCUGUCGAGGCGAACCAAGAACAACCCCGUCCUCAUCGGAGACCCUGGUGUGGGUAAAACGACAGUUGUCGAGGGUCUCGCACGCCGAAUUGUCGACGCUGAUGUACCCGCACACUUGGCAGCGUGCAAGCUGCUCUCUUUGGAUGUCGGAGCCUUGGUCGCUGGCAGUAAAUACCGAGGAGAAUUUGAAGAACGCAUGAAGAGUGUUUUGAAGGAGAUUGAGGAGUCCAAGGAGAUGAUUGUCCUCUUCGUCGACGAGAUGCAUCUUCUCAUGGGGGCUGGAUCUACCGGAGAGGGCGGCAUGGACGCUGCUAACCUUCUCAAGCCCAUGCUUGCCCGUGGACAGCUUCACUGUAUCGGCGCAACAACCCUAAACGAGUACCGCAAGUACAUCGAGAAGGACCAGGCCUUCGAACGACGUUUCCAGCAGGUCUUGGUCAAAGAGCCUUCGAUCCCCGAGACUGUUUCUAUCCUCCGAGGAUUGAAGGAGCGAUACGAGACCCAUCAUGGUGUCACUAUUCUAGACGGCGCUAUUAUGUCCGCUGCCACGCUAGCCGCUCGGUACCUUACACAGCGUCGGCUCCCCGACUCUGCGGUUGACUUGAUUGAUGAGGCUGCAGCCGCAGUUCGCGUCACUCGAGAAUCGCAGCCAGAAGCACUCGAUAACCUCGAGCGCCGCCUUCGCCAGCUGGAGAUCGAAAUUCACGCCCUCGAGCGCGAGAAGGAUGAGGCUGCUCGUGCUCGUUUAAAGGAAGCCAAAGCGGAGGCUGCCAACGUAGAGGAGGAAUUGAAGCCUCUUCGUGAGAGUUACGAAAGGGAGAAGGAACGUGGCAAGGAGAUUCAGGAUGCUAAGAUCAAGCUCGAGAAUCUCCGGAACAAGCUCGCCGAGGCUGAACGUAUCCGCGACCUCCAAACGGCUUCCGACCUCAAGUACUACGCCAUCCCCGACGUCGAACAACGCAUUGUCGAGCUUGAGAAGGAGAAAGCGAGGGCGGAUGCCGACAUGUGGAGCCGCCAGGGCGGAUCAGGCACCGCUCUUCUCACUGACGCCGUUGGACCAGACCAAAUCAACGAAAUUGUCGCCCGCUGGACUGGCAUCCCAGUUACCCGCCUCCGGACGACUGAGAAAGAAAAGUUGCUCCACAUGGAACGCCACCUCAGCGAGAUUGUCGUUGGCCAGAGAGAAGCAGUCACGUCCGUUUCGAAUGCUAUCCGACUGCAACGCUCGGGUCUCGCAAACCCGAAUCAACCACCCAGCUUCCUCUUCUGUGGUCCCUCUGGUACUGGCAAGACGCUGCUUACAAAGGCACUCGCCGAGUUCCUGUUCGACGACCCAAAGUCAAUGAUUAGGUUUGACAUGUCUGAAUACCAGGAACGUCACUCUUUGAGUAGGAUGAUUGGCGCACCACCAGGGUACGUCGGACACGAUGCCGGAGGCCAACUUACCGAGGCUCUUCGCCGACGCCCUUUCUCCAUUCUCCUGUUCGAUGAAGUGGAAAAGGCCGCAAAGGAAGUCCUCACAGUUCUGUUGCAGCUCAUGGACGAUGGUCGCAUUACUGACGGCCAAGGCCGUAUCGUUGAUGCAAAGAAUUGUAUUGUCGUCAUGACUAGCAAUCUCGGCGCUGAAUACCUAGCCCGACCCAACUCUCCAGAUGGCCGUAUUGACCCAACAACAAAGGAGAUGGUCAUGGGUGCUCUGCGCGGCUACUUCCUUCCGGAAUUCCUCAACCGUAUAUCCAGCAUCGUCAUCUUUAACCGCCUCACCAAGAAGGAAAUUCGCAAGAUCGUCGACGUCCGCAUGAUUGAAAUCCAGAAACGUCUCUUGGCUAACGGGCGCAAUGUGAAGAUCGACAUGACAACCGAAGUCCGCGAUUAUCUCGGCUCGGCUGGAUACUCACCUGCUUACGGCGCCAGACCGCUCGCGCGAUUGAUCGAGAAGGAAGUCCUCAACAGGCUCGCCGUCAUGAUCCUGCGCGGUUCGAUUAAAGACGGAGAGGUGGCCCGCGUGGUGCUCGAGGAUGGUCACAUCCAAGUUCUACCAAACCAUACGGAUUCGGAGGAGGAUAGCGAGAUGUAUGAUGAGUCUGAUGCGAUCGACGAGUUGGAGGAUGAGGUCGAUGGAGGUAUGGAUCUCUACGACUAAGCGUCUUCGCGGUUGAUUAUAGACGGCAAUUAUGGAUAAAUGUUCUGAAUGCAUGGCGGAAUGAGUAAUGAGUCACGACUGAUGGAAUUUCCUUUUUAAAAGUAACGGAUUUGGAUGAGGUCGAAGGUCAGCGAAAUUGGCCAUUGUAUAUAUAGUAUUCGGUUGGAACCUCCCUGAAGUUAACUUUAAAGCAAUCCUUUCUUGUAUAAGUGAAUAGAAAAGCGCACUAAUCAUAAGGGAGCUAGUGCCAAGCAAGAUUCUCUAAACUCACAUCAACACCAAAGAGCAUUACAUUGUC